CGCCUUUCCCUUCUGGGCUUCCGUCAUAGUCUCUUGAUAACAGUGUGGGACUUUGGCGCUUCUCUUUUGGAGCUGCAAAGCACAUAUAACGAAGAGAUUAACACAGGGGUAAGGAGGCGUCUGUAGAAGAUUUGAGUUGAUUUCUGCGUGAGAUAGCAGUCAUUCUUUGCGGUGCGUUACCUAUCGCUAAUCUGAACGUGUUUAACGCCAUUCUGUCUUUGCUAGCGCGCGUGCUAAUCAUGCAAACUGCGAAGGAUCACACCAUGGGUAAAAAACAGAAUAAGAAGGAUGGACAGGAUACACAGCAGGAACCAGAGGAGUUUGUUGUUGAGAAGGUUUUGGAUCAGCGCAUUUUCAAUGGGAAAGUUGAAUUCUUCCUGAAGUGGAAAGGAUUCACAGAGGCUGACAACACAUGGGAGCCAGAGGAGAACCUGGACUGCCCUGAGUUGAUCUCUGCAUUUCUGGAAGCACAAAAGAAUAUAAAAGAGAAGCCUGCAACCGUAAAAAGGAAGUUGUCGGCAGAUGAGCCAGAGUCGGAGGCAAAGAAAAAAGAAGCUGAAAAACCUCGUGGAUUUGCGAGAAACCUAGAUCCAGAAAGGAUCAUCGGCGCCACAGACAGUAGUGGGGAGUUGAUGUUUUUAAUGAAAUGGAAAAACUCUGAUGAAGCAGAUUUGGUCCCAUCCCGUGAGGCCAACGUCCGCUGCCCUCAGGUGGUCAUUUCGUUUUACGAGGAGAGGUUAACAUGGCUCAGAAGAUGAAUCUUAGUACUUCUUUUUCUAUCCCUCCUCCCACAGUCCUUUGCACCUCAUGUGCCCUCGUCCUCAGGACUGAUGUUAGUUCUCAACCUUUUGUAGUUUUAGCUUUUUUGUUAUUUUUCAAGAUGUCAGAUGGUGUGAAAUACACUGCAGUUGUGAAGAGCCAUAAUGUAACUACAUCUGAACUCGUUGUGAGUACAUAGGUGAUGGUGUGGCAUUAAUUCAGGUUUUCCCCACUGUUGUUGAUUUCAUGUGUUAAAGGGCAGUUUAGAAGCCACAUCAUCACUGUCCAUGUACGCAGGGCAGAUUUUCUUUACAUGUGGCUGCUUUGCUUGGUUAAAUCACUUGUUUGUUUUCAAAAGUGAACUUUGUAUACGUUGUAAAUAUUACUUUAAGUCCAAAUAAAGGUUUUAUGUGACCAAA
This is a messenger RNA of Cynoglossus semilaevis (tongue sole), 1178 nucleotides long. RefSeq names its product chromobox homolog 3a (HP1 gamma homolog, Drosophila) (gene cbx3a). The transcript is spliced from 5 exons. The record is from RefSeq and is a predicted model, not a curated record. Bases 240 to 758 code for a protein of 172 amino acids. Gene Ontology annotation, cellular component: nucleus. NCBI's taxonomy places the organism in Eukaryota, Metazoa, Chordata, Actinopteri, Pleuronectiformes, Cynoglossidae.